GGGAGAGAUCGACGUGGAUCAGUUAGCGAGAGAGAGGAUGUGGUUAGAUUGAUUUAAGCGUGUAGCGUGGAGGGAGAGUAAGGUUUGGACGGACGCUUGGGACGGACGGGAGAAAUUGCGGAGAAUAAAAAGUCAGCUUAAAUCCUUGCAUUAAUCGGCCGUUUUUAAUUCCGGAAAGUGACUCCUCUACAUCUGGCGACGAGGACAUCAUGGAAGGAAUUGUUGACGAUGCUCGGCCUGUUCCACCGUUUCGGUGCGAGCAAAUUGAACGGAGUCACCUGGCAAAGGAGUGAAAAAGCUGGAGGUCGGCUCUGGAGAUUUACUUCGAUGCGUACGAUGUCUGCGAUCAGCGUAAAAAGAGGGCGAAACUGCUGCACUUCGGCGGUAGACAACUACAGAAAGUCUUCGAUAGUUUCCCCGACAGCGUUAAGGCACCUGAAGAUCCGUUGCCCGUCUACGACACGGCUAUCAACAAGCUGAAUGAGUUCUUCGAACCAACCCGUCAGUACAUACUGGAACGAGCGCGACUGAGGAAAAUGCGGCAGGAGAAGAACGAAAGGUUCGCGCAUUUUGUCAUGCGGAUCAGGCAACAGCUGGCUUGCUGUGGCAUGGAACACUUCUCACCGGAAACGAGAGAAGUCCUGACGGAAAUCCUCAUCAUCGACACCAUCACGACGGGAUGCAGCUCCGAUGAGUUGCGACGGAGCAUCAUGCGAAGAGACAGAUCGCUCGCCAAGAUUGAAGAGCUCGGAUCAUCGAUGGAGUGCGUGGAACAGCAGGUUAAAGAUAUCGGAUUGCUGAAGGUACCGGAACCGCAGAUGGAGAAGGCUUUUCGCGUGGAGAGAUACCCUCGUACGGGGCGCUUCAACCGAACGGAUCGCUUCAGCCGACCGGAUCGCUUCAGCCGGCCGGAGCGCUACACAAGGUCUGGACCGACCGCAAGCGAUGCGAAGUGUUACAGAUGCGGCGUUCCAGGACAUCUCGCCAAUUCGGAAGAUUGCCGAGCUCGAGACCAAAUGUGCCAUCACUGCAAGACAAUUGGGCACUUCGGAGCUGUGUGCAACAAGCGAUUGCAGUCGAAGCAGGGCACCAAACGAGUCCACGUGGUGGAACGCGAAGAGACACGGCAGGUUUUGCCGAAGGAUGAACCGAAGGAAGAAGCUCAAACACAGUCGAAGAAGGAGUACUACUGUUUCUACUCGGGUAACGAAUCGAAUACCAUUAGCUGUACAGUCGGAGGGGUCUCACUGAAAAUGCUAGUAGACUCCGGAUCGGACGCCAACGUGGUCAACACAGCGACCUGGGAAAAAUUGAAAAAAGAACACGUUCAUGUGGUUUCGAUGCAAAAAGGAACUGACCAGGUGCUGAGAGGUUAUGGAAGUAGUGCGCCGUUGCGUAUACGUGGAACGUUCCAAGCCAGUGUCAGUGUGAGCGGACGAACGGUUGAUGCGACAUUUUUUGUCGUGGAAGAAGGUCAAUGUUGCUUGCUUGGCAAUGCAACCUCCAAAGCACUGGGCGUGCUGAGAGUAGGGGUUAACUGCGUGGAUCAAAGCACCAAGCCAUUUGGUAAAAUUAAGGACGUGCAGGUCAACAUACACAUGGAUUCGUCGUUCAAGCCUGUUUUCCAACCAGUUCGACGAGUUCCCAUUCCGUUGGAGGCCGCGGUGAACAAAAAGUUGGAGGAAAUGUUGGCACGAGACAUAAUCGAGGUGAAAACCGGCCCAACGUCGUGGGUGUCACCGUUAGUAGUAGUGGGAAAGGCCAAUGGGGAGUUGCGCUUAUGUCUGGAUCUGAGGCGUGUGAACGAAGCAGUUUUACGCGAGCGUUUUCCUAUGCCGGUUGUUGAUGAACUUCUCGCGCGGAUUGGAAAAGGAAAAAUUCGCAGCCGACUAGAUAUCCGUGAGGCAUUCCUGCAAACUGAGCUGGCACCUGAAUCGAGAGACAUCACGACCUUUAUCACAAGUAAAGGUUUGUUCCGCUUCAAACGGCUACCGUUCGGCCUGGUAUCAGCGCCGGAAAUAUUCCAGCGGGUCAUGGAAGGAAUUCUAGCGGGUUGCGAAGGGACAAUCUGUUACCUGGACGACAUUUAUGUGGAAGGCGAAACCAUUGACCAGCACGAUGCAAGACUGAAUGAAGUAUUGAAACGCCUCAAUGACUACGGAGUCAUUCUUAACGACGCUAAGUGCAUUGUUGGGGUCACUGAGCUGGAGUUCUUGGGACACGUCAUCUCGCCACAUGGAAUUCGACCAGUUUCGUCUAAAAUUGAAUCGCUUGUGUCCUUCCGUCGCCCUGAAAGCGUGAACGAGCUGAAAAGUUUUCUGGGCCUUGCAAACUAUCUGAACAAGUUCAUUCCCAACUUAGCAACCAUCGACGAACCGUUGCGAAACUCCUCCAUCAUUCACAAAAGUUCGAAUGGUCCCAGCAGCAACAAAAUGCGUUUGAAGCGAUCAAACUAGCAUUAGCAAACUCCAGCUGUCUCGGACACUUCUCGGUUGAGGACUCCACCUUGGUGUUUGCGGAUGCCAGUCCAACGGCACUCGGAGCUGUUUUGAUACAGAGGAAAUCGGAUGGGGCUUGUCGAGUUAUUUCCUACGCGUCGAAAUCUCUGACGGACAUGGAGAAGCGAUAUUGUCAGACGGAGAAAGAGGCCUUGGCCUUGGUCUGGAGCGUCGAGAAAUUCCAAAUGUACCUGCUUGGGAUGGAGUUCAAGCUUCUGACCGAUUGUAAGGCUCUGCUGUACCUUUUCACCCCUCGAUCAAGGCCGUGCGCAAGAAUGGAAAGAUGGAUUUUGCGAUUGCAAGGCUUCAAAUACGUCGUGAAACAUAUUCCAGGCGAUCAAAACAUUGCUGAUGUUCUUUCCCGAUUGUCAACGAUGGCGCCGGAGCCAUUCGACGCCUCAGAGGAACUUUUCAUCAACGAGAUCGCCCAAUCUGCGGCGGUAAACAUUGCGAUUCGUUGGGAGGAGCUUGAGAGAUGUUCAGCAGAGGACGAAGAGAUCAAGUCCAUACUCGAGCUCCUGGACCAGGAUCGGCUUUUUGAGCUACCGUUGCAGUAUCGAGUUGUAAGUAAGGAACUUUGUCGUCUGGGUAACAUUUUGAUGCGUGGAGACCGUGUUGUUGUUCCUCAACGGCUGCGAGACCAGAUAUUGAAGAUCGCACACGAAGGCCAUCCGGGGUCCCGUAUGAUGAAAAGUCAUCUCCGAUCUUCAGUAUGGUGGCCGAAACUGGACCAGGACACGGAUCGUGUUGUAGCUCAGUGUCGAGGAUGUACUCUGGUUUCGGCACCGUCUGCGCCAGAACCAAUGAGCCGUCGAGAACUACCCGCAAGGCCAUGGGAAGAUCUGGCCAUUGAUUUUCUUGGCCCACUCCCGGAAGGACAGUUUUUGUUAGUAGUUGUUGACUAUUAUUCUCGGUACUACGAGGUAUGUGAGAUGGGAACCAUCACAGCAGAGGACACCAUUAGGGAGCUAAGGGCAAUCUUUAGUCGUUUUGGGGUACCUUUGACCGUGACCGCCGACAAUGGUCCGCAACUGAGUGAAGAUUGCGUGGAGUUUUCUGACUUCUGUCAAAGUUAUGGAGUAAAGCUGAUAAAUACUGUGCCCUACUGGCCCCAGAUGAAUGGAGAGGUCGAACGGCAGAAUCGGACAAUCUUGAAGCGACUACAAAUUGCCCAGGAACUGGGGCAGGAUUGGCGAGCUGAACUGCAACGAUUCCUUCUCACAUAUCGUGCUACGGCACACCCUACAACAGGACGAUCACCAGCGGAGCUACUGAUGGGUAGGCCGAUUCGUACCAAGCUUCCACAGUUGACUGUUACUCGCUUGGAUGACGAUGAGGUUAGGUACAAGGACAGUGUGGAAAAGGCGAAGGGGAUGGAAUAUGCAAACGCGAAACGACGAGCCAAGGAGAGUGACAUCAGUGUAGGCGAUCAUGUUUUCAUGAAGAGAAUGAAAAAGGACAACAAGCUGAGUACUGAAUACAUGAACGAGGAUUUUGUUGUGAUGACCAAGACCGGUUCCGACGUUACGGUGAAAUCUGUAAAAACCGGAAAGGAGUUCAGACGGAACGUUACCCACCUCAAGAAGAUCCAGCAAAGUGAAACCGACAACGAAACCACCGCCGAUGGAGAAGCAACUGGGGAUUCUGCAUCUAUGGAGAAGGAGACGUCAUCCGAGAACAUUGCUGACGAACCAUCCGAGAUGACAACAGGGAGUACCGUAGCUGCUCGGGCACGGAAGCGUCAGGAACCUUCACGGUUCCGGGAUUACGUGGCUUACCAACUAAAUACGUUUUAGGGGGGAUGUAGGGGAGAGAUCGACGUGGAUCAGUUAGCGAGAGAGAGGAUGUGGUUAGAUUGAUUUAAGCGUGUAGCGUGGAGGGAGAGUAAGGUUUGGACGGACGCUUGGAACGGACGGGAGAAAUUGCGGAGAAUAAAAAGUCAGCUUAAAUCCUUGCAUUAAUCGGCCGUUUUU
Molecule: messenger RNA, 4471 nt
Organism: Culex pipiens pallens (northern house mosquito)
Lineage: Eukaryota; Metazoa; Arthropoda; Insecta; Diptera; Culicidae
Exons: 3
Coding region: 537-2456 (639 amino acids)
Biological process (GO): proteolysis
Molecular function (GO): nucleic acid binding; aspartic-type endopeptidase activity; zinc ion binding
Source: RefSeq, a predicted model, not a curated record